CGAAUACACGAUUGGUCUGUUUUCAAGCUACAGCUUUCGUGAAUCACACUUUGUUGAAUUGUGGAUUUUCCCUUUAAUUUGUAGUUUUGUAUUCGAAAAAUCGACGCUAAUUUAUUGUUAAAAAAAUCUCUGCAAAAUGGCAGAAGAUAAUUCGUGGAAAACUUCGAGUUUUCGGCAGAGUGUCGUCAACAAAAUAAAUGAGGCGAUUCAGCAGUCCGGAAUGGCAUCGAACAAAAACGGGCUCGAGAUGGAGAACCAUGUCUUCCAGAAGGCCCGCAACAAGGAUGAAUAUCUGGGCUAUGUCGCAAGACUAAUUUUGCACGUCCGUGAAAUGAAUUCCAAAAACAAGAACCAACAGAAUGCAGCCGGUGGAAACCAAGACGGGGGUAAUCCUAAUCAACAAGGUGGAAUGCCAGAUCCAAUUAAUGCACUUCAAACACUAGCAUCGCAAGGCAGUCGACCACAGAUGAUGGGUGGUCAAAUGGGUCCCGGUGGGCCAAUGGGUGGUCAGAUGGGAACUGGUAAUGCUUCUAAUUUGCUUCAAACUCUUAACCGUCCCCAAAUGCCUAUGACCGGAGGAAUGGCUGGAAUGCAAGGUGGCAACCGUGUUGGAGGAAUGGGUGGUCCGAAUCAAAUGGGUGGUAUGAUGCCGGGACAAAUGCAACCUGGUCAAGCUGGGAUGCCAGGAAUGCCCAAUCAAAUGGGCGGUGUCAUGGGACCUGGGGGAAUGAGCGGUGGAAAGAUUGUUGGAAUGGGGAAUCAAGGUCAAAUGGGUCAAAUGAACCCAAUGCAAAUGCAAGGACAAAUGUCUGGAGGGGGAAUGCAGCCUGGCGCAGGCCAACAACAAACCCAGCAACAGCAAGGCGCACCUAGUGGCCCGAAUCAGAUGAAUUCAAUGGGCGGCAUGGGUGGAAUACAAGUAAAUCCACAGUUGAAUCAAAAUGCCUUGAGCCAACAGUUGAGUUCAGUUGGAAUGAAUCAAGCAGCUGGCCAAAUGGGCCAAAUGGGUGGAAAUAGUCCGAUGAAUCAGGGGAACAUGGGAAUGGCUCCGAAUCAGGUGAUACGACAGCAAAUGGCACCAGGAAUGAAUCCCAAUCAACAGCAGAUGGGAAUGGCUGGCAGUCAAAUGACUCAGAUGGGCCAAGGAAUCGGAGGUCCAGGAGGAAAUUUAUCCCAAGUUCAGCAGCAAGUUGCGGCACAACAGCAAUCCCAAGCUGGAAUGGCUGCAAUUGGACCUGGAGGGCCCGGUAAUUUGCAGCAUCAAGGUGGCCAACAACAGCAACCAUCGAAUGUCGGCCCUGGACAGAUAAAUUCGGCCGGCAUGGGUCCGGGUGGAAAUAUCCCUGGUAAUCAAAUGACAGCGCAGGGAAAUUUCGUACCAAUUGGUGCAAAUCAAAUGGUUCGAAAGGAUAUGAUGAGUGGUGGACAAGUUUAUCCAGGUGGUGCCGUACGCAGCGUAACUCCGAAUCAAUUCUUACGCCAAUCACCUUCACCGUCAGUUCCAUCUCCGGUAGGGCCUGGUUCGCUAGGUUCUCAAUCUCAUCCUGGUCAAAUGAUACCGAGUCCUGCACUAAUUCCAUCACCAAGUCCCCAAAUGGGAAGUGUUCCCCCUAGAAACAUUGGUCAGUCUCCGGGAUCUACAUUAAACACGCCUGGACAACCGGGAGGAGCAGUCCCGAGUCCAUUAAAUCCACAAGACGAGCAGCUCUAUCGUGAAAAGUAUCGCUCGCUGACAAAAUACAUCGAACCACUCAAGCGUAUGAUUGCUAAAAUGGAGAAUGAUGAUAUAGAUAAAAUUGCUAAAAUGAAACGUUUAUUGGAAAUACUUUGUAAUCCAACCUGUCGCAUUCCGUUAGAGACGCUUUAUAAAUGUGAAGCAGCGCUGACCAGUCAACUGGGAUCAAUAAGAGAAACUUCACUCAACAAUCCUUUGGUGGAAGCUGUUUCCAGUGCGCUCCAGAGUAAUAUGGGCAAUCAUACACUUCAGCGCACGUUCCGACCUUGUCUAGAGGCGCUGUUUGGACCUGACAUUAAAAACCUCCAAACUCCCGCCAAGCGUCCUCGGCUGACAGUUGAGGAACCGGCUACAUCAAGCACAAGCGGUGUCCAGGAGAUCCCUCAUAUUCUGCAAGGUGAAAUAGCUCGUUUGGACCAGAAAUUUAAAGUGUCCCUCGAUCAGUGUGCUGUUGGAGGCACCAGCACCAUCAAAUUGAUCUGUUAUUUGGAUGACAAACAUCUGCCCUGCGUGCCGCCGGUAGCGGUCACAAUACCCGAAGACUAUCCAUUUGUAUCGCCCUUCUGUUCGUUGAUUGACCAGGAAUACGACGCAACGCCUUUCUUGAAAAGGGUGCAACAAUCGUUCCUCGCUAGGAUUAGCAAGCUGCCGGAAAUGUUCUCGUUGUCUCACUUGCUAGACACCUGGGAGAUGUCAGUGCGCCAGGCUUGUGCUCCGAAACAGGCCCGAGUGGUGUCUCCCACAAGUACCAGUGUGCUUUUGGGAAUGUAACGCCUUUUACAAUAUAUAUUCACAUAAUAUGCAUUUUGGUUUAUUGUUUAAUCCAACCAAAAAAUUUGGCUAUUGAAGAAGUGAUUAAAAUUUUUCAUGCAUAAUGCACAUAAUGCACAAAUGCACAUUCUUCGUAGGACUGAAAGAAACAGAACCAGGAGAGAAUAGAUGGAACAUAUUCGGGAUAAAUAUACUGAGGUCGUUUAUUUAUUCACAGGAGAAAUUACUUUAACGAUCAUAAAUUAAAGGAGACAAGUAAUCGGGGUAGGAAUUUCAAUCAAUGUUUGGACAAUCUGUUUGAGUCCAAAAAACCAGAAACAUGAUACACGAACUUUCAACAUAAUGAAGAGAUUCUAAAAAAAGUCAAAUCGUGUGAACUAAAACGUGAAUGGAAGGGCAGGGUGUCGACUCAAAACUCCCUGAUAUUUCCUGAUUUUCCAGUAAUUUUUCAGAACAAAAUACCAGAUGUAAACUAGUACUAAAAUUUUCUGGUUCUGUAGUUCUUGAAAGAUUUAAUUAGUUAAAACAAUGAAAUUUAUGAACGUCUGUCAAUAUCUUCCCAUAAAUGAAUUGUUUGUGAUUUUUGAUUGAGUUAAACGAUUUCUGAGAAGUUUCGUAAAAGAUAAGAAAUCGGAUUUAUUAAUACAGUUCAAAGUUAUCUUAAGGAUCCUUAAAUACUAGUACAGACGAGUCGUUUCCAUUUUGAUUGGGGUCAAUUUCACGAAACUGUUUUUUGUUUCGAUUUGACCGAAGUUUUUUUUCAUGUAAACUGUCAGUUUCGAUCUGUGCUUUUUCCAAUUUUUUUUUUCGUUUCGCUUCUGCUUCUCAUAGCCGUUUCAUGACCUUGAAUUACUUUAAGAGCAAUUCCAAAUGGAAUCGACAAAUGCCAAAACAUGAGUAUUUUUUUUUUUUUAUUAAAUCGUUUAUUUUUACAGGCUCAGUUACAUAAGUUUAAAGGAGCCAAACUCCUAUCUGUAUUGUUACAAGUAUAUAUAAACAUUUUUCAUUAAUUCUAGUGUUAUUGAAGUAGAGAACCGAUUACUCGCGGUUUGCUCGAGUUUAGAAGGGUGACAUUUUGUUUCAGGAAAAGGAAGGGAUAUAAGGAUAUGUUGACAAUGUUCACACUCACAUUCGCACUCACAUUCAUCAUACUCAAUUCUUAAGCCUAUCUUAUAUCUAAUAUGUAUUUACAUUUCACCUUAUUCUAUUGUUAGUAAGAAGGGAUUUAAUUUCUCGCGAAGGAAAAGGAAAAGGAGAAUAUAAGGAUAUAAGGACAAUCACACACGAAGAUCGAUAACUUUUAAGAAGACAUAUAUUUGGGACAUGUAAUCAAGGUCUAACCGAGCCAACACAUCUCUCACCGGCACAUUGGGCUGUCUUCCUCUGGCCUUGAGUAUUUUUGAUUCGAAUGAAAGUAUGUAUUCCGUUUGUCUUGGGGGAAAUAUGAGUUUUCCACAACAUUUGGGAAUUUUUAGACUCAAGUGUAACUUUUGAAAAGGUCUUAUCGAUUUUUAGUAAGAGAUAUGUUGAAAAACAUCGCCACGUUUUGUAUUGACUCACAUGUCUUCAAUGUUUUUCUAGGUAACUCCUAAACAUAUAGUUUUACCAUAAUGAUGUAUCUGGAAAAGUUGUUGAAAAUUAUAAGCAAAUUCAUAACAUUUCAUGAACAUGGCGGUAUAACAUGACAAACAUAUUGAAAGAGCUUUACUAUAAAAAAGACAAUAAAUUAGAAAUAUUUUUUUAAAUAUCUCGAGAAUGGCUGCAUUUAGAAAAAGAUUGAUAAAUAGCUGUAACCAUGCUAAUCUUAUAUUUUACUCAGCCAAGUAUCAGCUUAUGCUCUUCCUAAACUAAGCUUGAUGUCUAGUGAACCAGUUCACGAAUCAAUACGGUGCUCCUAUGAGCAAUAAAUAACGGUACUCAGUGUCAAACAAAGUAGUCGCCCACACACAAGACAACGCACAGUGCGUUGAAUGCAAAGGAAUGUGGAAUAAAAAUCAUAAUAGCAGAAUUUAGCCAUUGUGACACUUUGGUAUGAUUUUUUUUGCAGUGUCAAGUAUAUUCAUUGUAUAAAAGUUGUCAUAUGUUUACAUCUAAUAAAAUUCUAAGGCUGCAGUAU
Toxorhynchites rutilus septentrionalis is the source of this 4622-nucleotide messenger RNA. It is a transcript of the gene MED15, whose product is annotated as mediator of RNA polymerase II transcription subunit 15. The transcript has 3 exons. The record is from RefSeq and is a predicted model, not a curated record. NCBI's taxonomy places the organism in Eukaryota, Metazoa, Arthropoda, Insecta, Diptera, Culicidae. Gene Ontology annotation, molecular function: transcription coregulator activity. Bases 137 to 2506 code for a protein of 789 amino acids. Gene Ontology annotation, biological process: regulation of DNA-templated transcription.